Aphidius gifuensis is the source of this 1761-nucleotide messenger RNA. RefSeq names its product alkaline ceramidase (gene bwa). Gene Ontology annotation, cellular component: membrane. Gene Ontology annotation, molecular function: hydrolase activity, acting on carbon-nitrogen (but not peptide) bonds, in linear amides. Bases 350 to 1165 code for a protein of 271 amino acids. The transcript is spliced from 4 exons. Lineage: Eukaryota; Metazoa; Arthropoda; Insecta; Hymenoptera; Braconidae. Gene Ontology annotation, biological process: ceramide metabolic process. The record is from RefSeq and is a predicted model, not a curated record.
UUUUUUGACUUUUUCUCUGUCUUUCUCUUUGUUUACGUUUUAAUAAAAAAAAUAACAAGACAAAGGCAAUCACUUCUCGACUUUUGACAGCUCUGACGUAUUUUUUUUUUUUUACUUCGCUUGAAUAAACAAAGAACGUGGUAGAAAAACGUUGUUACGACAAUCAUUAAUACUGUAAUCAUAUUUUCAUGCAAUACAUAUUUUUGAGCACAAUAAAUCGUCACUUGCUUCUGCUUGCUUCUCAAUAUGACAUAAUAUAAUUGUGAUAAUAUAUAAAAUAAAGUUGUGAGUUAAAUUGUUAAUUUAAAUAUUAAUUAGAAAAUUAUAAUUAUAUAUAUUUAAAAAAAUCAUGUGGAAACCAUUUGAGCCUGGAAGUUCUCCAAUUGAUUGGUGUGAAGGAAAUUAUAUUAUUUCUACAAGUAUUGCUGAAUUUACAAAUACAUUAAGCAAUAUAUUGUUUUUGUUAUUGCCACCAGUUUUAAUACAUUUAUUCAGAGAUUAUGGAAGAUUUGUUAAUCCAGCAAUACAUGUCAUUUGGAUAAUGCUGAUGUUUGUUGGCAUCAGUAGUGCAUAUUUUCAUGCAACAUUGUCAUUAAUAGGUCAAUUGCUGGAUGAAUUAGCUAUUCUUUGGGUUUAUAUGGCUGGUUUAUGUGUUUUUUUUCCACGUAGAUAUUUUCCAAGUAUAUUUCGUAAUGACAGAAAAAUAUUUUCCAUAUUUGUAAUACUUCCAACAAUUAUUGCUACUGGUUUGGCAUUGAUUCAUCCAGCAAUCAAUGCAUUUGCUUUAAUGAGUCUUGGUUUACCUGCAUUUGGUAUCAUGAUUGUCGAGUUAAAAAGGACUAAAUCAUCAAGGGUCUAUCGACUUGGCCUACGUUGUGGGGCAGUUUGGCUAAUUGCAGUUACUUGUUGGCUCAAUGAUCGUCUAUUUUGUGACACAUGGAUGAAUUUAAAUUUUCCAUAUUUACAUGCAUUUUGGCAUUUAUUUAUAUUUAUUGCUAGCUAUACUGCUGCUGUAUUGUUUGCAUAUUUUUCAGUUAAAGAAGAAAAACCACAACAAACAGCAAUACUUAAGUAUUGGCCAAGAAAUGAUUUCGAAUUGGGUAUACCAUAUGUUACUAUUGAAUGUUACGUACGAUUUGAUAGAAAUUCAAAUAUUUAUGCCUAAAUUAUUAUUUAAAAAUAUUAAUCAAAUAGUAUUUUAAAAUUAUAUUUAUAUGAAUUUUUAAUUAUUAUUAUUUAUAUUAUCUCAAAAAAUAUAUUCAAAUGUUAAUUUUUUAAUAUUAAUUUUAUUGUAUGAUUUUUUAAAUGUUAGGAAAUGUGACGAUAUGCAAGUUUGGGAAUGUUAUUGUAUGAAAAUGCAUUUUGAAGAGUCUGUGAUAUUUUUUUUUUAAUUUUUUUGAUAAUACUAAAAAUUGGGUUUAUGUUUGAGAAUAAAUUUAUAAAAAAAAAAAACUAAAAGUCUAUUUUUUAUAUUGAAAAAAUGUUCGUCACAUUUCUUGUAUUAUAAUGAUUAUUAUUAAAGAGAGAAAAGAGAGAGAGAGAGAAGAGUACAGCGCCGUCUAUCGAUUCAUAAACAAUCACCAGUUGAUGGAAAAAAAAAAUAAUAAAAAUUAAUAAAAUAUAUAAAUUGAAUAACCGUCAUCACCGAUUAUCCGGUGCUAAAAAUAAAAAUAAAUGAUAACAAGAUUGAUUAUUUUAAUUGGUCAAUGUGUAUUUAGUAUCAACAAUAAAAAAUUAGAAAAAAAAUAAAUAUGUCUUUGG